UUAAACAGUGGCAACAAUACUGAAUGUAAUGGACCAACAUUUGCCUAUAAAGAUAAGACCAAAUGGUCGGUCAUAUUUCCCGGCUGUGGCGCCGACCGUCAGUCGCCAAUCAAUAUCGAUAGACAACUGGCCGUCUAUUUGCCUGAACUGAAGCUAAUUUUCUACAACUAUAUGCAAACAUACGACUGGGAGGUACUGAACAAUGGAGAAACCGUACAACUGAUGACACGCGGUAUUGUCGGUCCAGUACUUGAUUUAAGGGACAGUAGUAGUGGUGGUGGUGGUGGUGCUGGUGGUGGAGUCGCCACCUCUGAUAGAUAUCAUUUCUAUAGUGCACUAUUUCAUUGGGGACAGUCCGAUGAUGAUCAGGGCUCAGAGCAUAGUAUCGAUAAUAAGUUUGCAUCGGCUGAGUUAUAUAUAACACAUUACAAUGAAAAGUAUGGCAAUAUGGACAAUGCCGUACCCUAUGAUGACGGUAUGCUUAUCCUAUCGACAAUGUUUACCAUAGCCGACGACAAACCACAGGUGGACAACCCUGAUCUGUCACCACUAAUACAGUUGUUGCCCGAUGUUAUUACGUUAAACGUAUCGACACUAUUGUUUCGUGAGCGGCCAUUUUAUUUAGGUCAAUUGAUGCCCCAAAACAAAACUAGCAUGUUCAAAUAUCAAGGUUCAAUCACAUUUCCACCAUGCCAUCAAUCUGUUACCUGGAUCAUAUUUGAUGAACCGUUGCCAAUUAGCCGGGCACAGCAAAACAAACUUUGA
Oppia nitens is the source of this 765-nucleotide messenger RNA. Its product is annotated as carbonic anhydrase 14-like. Gene Ontology annotation, molecular function: carbonate dehydratase activity; zinc ion binding. The annotation marks the transcript as partial. Lineage: Eukaryota; Metazoa; Arthropoda; Arachnida; Sarcoptiformes; Oppiidae. The record is from RefSeq and is a predicted model, not a curated record. The transcript has 4 exons.